Molecule: messenger RNA, 890 nt
Organism: Rhodamnia argentea
Lineage: Eukaryota; Viridiplantae; Streptophyta; Magnoliopsida; Myrtales; Myrtaceae
Product: probable ubiquitin-conjugating enzyme E2 C
Exons: 6
Coding region: 168-722 (184 amino acids)
Source: RefSeq, a predicted model, not a curated record
ACGGCCUCCUCCUUCUUCUUCUUCUUCUUCCUCACCGCCAUCAACGCUCAUCUCCGACGAACAGGUCGUGCAUAUAAAUUGCACGAGCAAAGCAUGUGAAUUCUCAAAGAAUUUUAGGCGAAUAAAAAGGGUUUUUGCUCUGGGAAAUCUCAUCUCCGACCGUCGCAAUGGAAGUCCGUCAAAACCCGACGGCGGACAACUCGUCGGUGCCCGGUCGCCGGCAGUCGCCGAAACAGGCCAAGCCCUCGCCUGUUCCCGUCGAUUCGACCUCCGUCACUCAGAGGCUCCAAAAGGAACUGAUGGCUCUGAUGAUGAGUGGAGGAGAUCUUGGAGUAUCAGCAUUUCCGGAAGGUGAAAGCAUUUUCGCAUGGAUAGGAACGAUUGAGGGUGCAAAAGGUACGGUGUAUGAGGGUCUCUCUUACAAGCUUUCCUUGCGGUUCCCAUUGGAAUAUCCAUUCAAGCCACCGCAAGUCAAGUUUGAGACUCUCUGUUUCCAUCCGAAUGUCGAUCAGUUUGGCAAUAUAUGUCUUGACAUCCUUCAGGAUAAGUGGUCAUCAGCAUAUGACUGCAGAACCAUUCUUUUGUCCAUUCAAAGUCUGCUGGGAGAGCCCAAUCUUGAGAGUCCUCUCAACAGCUGUGCUGCAGCUUUGUGGAACAAUAAAGAAGAUUAUGGAAAGAUGGUCCAUAGACAAAGUUUUGCUGGAGAGCUUUUUGAAGAGUGAUCCGUCAGGCACUUGUACUUCUAUAGUCCCAUGGGAUACACUGCAUUGCCAAGUUCUCUCUAGAAUUCGAGAAAAAGAGCUUGGCACUGAUCUAGAUUUGUAUAGUCUCUUUUUGAUGAUAAUGGAAUAUCGUCUCUGUAAGAUGGAUUUGUUAGUCAUGACAGACCA